AUGUGGGUAUUAGUAAGCCUUCCACCCAACAGAGAAGCCAUAGGCAGCAUGUGGGUCUUCAGGGUGAAAUACAAUGCAGAUGGCUCUUUACAAAAGCACAAGGCAAGGCUGGUAACUCAGGGGUAUGCUCAGAAACAUGGAUCUGACUUCAUAGAGACCUAUAGCCCAGUGGUGAAGCCUACUUCCAUUAGAUUGUUGCUGUCCAUUGCUGUAUCCAAAUCCUGGCAAGCCCCAAGAGAGUGGUAUCAUAAGCUGGCAAGUGGAUUAAGGGAGAUUGGCUUUGCAGCUACCAAGUCUGAUGUCUCAGUUUUUGUCAAAAAUGUUGAUGGACUCCAAACUUAUGUGCUUGUGUAUGUAGAUGAUAUCAUUGUGACUGGUGAAUCUUCUGCGCUUGUAACAGAUGUGAUAGCUAAGCUGAACAAAAAGUUUGCUCUCAAAGAUAUGGGAGACCUACACCACUUCCUUGGAAUUCAAAAAUAUGUUGGGGAAGUAUUAAAGAAAGCUGGUAUGGUUGGUUGUGCCUCCUGCCACACACAUCUGCCAUCCACUGUGAAGAUCUCGGCUCUUGGUGGGUCUAGCUUCUAUGACCCAAAGCUAUACAGAUCGAUCAUUGGCAGCCUGCAGUAUCUCACAAUAACAAGGCCUGAAAUCUGCUACAGUGUUAACAAGCUGUCUCAAUUUGUUCAAGCUCCUUUGGACUGUCAUUGGAGAAUGGUUAAACGGGUACUAAGAUACUUGAGUGGCACAACAAGCUACGGCUUACAUAUAAAACAGGAUUCCUCUAUGAGCGUAACUGCUUAUAGUGACUCAAACUAG
Molecule: messenger RNA, 816 nt
Organism: Arachis ipaensis
Lineage: Eukaryota; Viridiplantae; Streptophyta; Magnoliopsida; Fabales; Fabaceae
Source: RefSeq, a predicted model, not a curated record